GAUUUAAGAAAGGGUUCACUUCCGGUAGCCCGGGAAGCAGUUUGAAGAUGGCGUCCUCCAAGCAGGACGGACAAGCUGCAGCGUCUAGGAAAAGUGAAUUUCGUAGCCAGAAGCCGAAGCCGGAGAGCCGAGAUGAAUCAGAACUCCUCACUGUUCCUGAUGGUUGGAAGGAGCCAGCUUUUUCCAAAGAGGACAAUCCCAGAGGACUCUUGGAGGAGAGCAGUUUUGCAACUUUGUUUCCAAAAUAUAGAGAGGCUUACUUGAAAGAGUGCUGGCCAUUGGUACAGAAAGCCUUGAGUGAACAUCAUGUUAAUGCAACCCUGGACCUGAUCGAGGGCAGCAUGACUGUCUGUACAACAAAGAAGACAUUUGAUCCAUAUAUCAUCAUUAGGGCCAGAGACCUAAUAAAACUGUUAGCAAGGAGUGUUUCAUUUGAACAGGCAGUACGAAUUCUUCAGGAUGAUGUUGCAUGUGACAUCAUUAAAAUAGGUUCUUUAGUAAGAAAUAAAGAAAGAUUUGUAAAAAGAAGACAACGGCUUAUUGGUCCCAAAGGAUCUACGUUGAAGGCGUUGGAACUCUUAACAAACUGUUACAUUAUGGUACAGGGAAACACGGUUUCAGCCAUUGGACCUUUUAGUGGCUUAAAAGAGGUUCGAAAAGUAGUCCUAGACACUAUGAAGAAUAUUCAUCCAAUUUAUAACAUUAAAACCUUAAUGAUUAAACGAGAGUUGGCGAAAGAUUCUGAGUUAAGAUCACAGAGUUGGGAAAGAUUUUUGCCACAGUUCAAGCACAAAAAUGUGAAUAAACGCAAGGAACCAAAGAAGAAAACUGUUAAGAAGGAGUAUACACCAUUCCCACCACCACAGCCAGAAAGUCAGAUUGAUAAAGAAUUGGCUACUGGUGAAUACUUUCUGAAGGCAAGUCAAAAGAGGAGACAGAAAAUGGAAGCAAUAAAGGCUAAACAAGCAGAAGCUCUUAGUAGGAGACAAGAGGAAAGAAACAAAGCGUUUAUUCCACCUAAAGAAAAACCAGUUGUGAAACCUAAGGAAGCUUCUACUGAAACUAAAAUUGAUGUGGCAGCCAUCAAGGAAAAGGUUAAGAAAGCGAAGAGUAAGAAACUGGGAGCCCUUACAGUUGAAGAAGUUAAGCUUAAAAUGGAAGCAGAUGAAAAGAAAAAGAAGAAAAAAAAGUAACAUACAUAAAACAAAAAUCCCUGAGCUAGAAUUUAUUAAGCUAUCUCCUUUUGUAAAGGAUUUUGAGAUACUAGGGCAUUAGUUGCCUUAUCCCUGAGAAGUAAUACCCUGAUCACUUUUUUCUGAGUUUGUUUUGUUCUUUACAUAAACUGCAAUUCUUUAUAAAUUAUUGUAUUCUCCAUGUUUUUUGAAAAUUUUUAUACUAGAAGGUGGUAUAUCUGUGUUUAUAUGCAUUGCACCUAAUCUAUUCCAGGCACGUUUUAUCUAGGCAUGGUUUUAGGGGUAAUUCUUAAGGUUGUUUAUGUAAAGAUUUUUGCAGUGUAGCUACUGUAAUUAUCCAUCAAAUCCAAUGUCUGAGGCCAUCGGUUAGUCUUUAAAUAUAAUCAUGUCCCAGCAUUUGGUUUUGAGGAAAAUAGAUUUUUCAGUGCUCUAAUGGCAACAAGUAAACAUUUAGGUUUAUCCCUUUUUGUAAUCUUAUUUUACAUUUUGUUCCAAGAGUAAUCCAUAAUCCAAAAGUGCAAGGCCUUUUAAAUUAAUUCCCUUAAUUACUAUUCCAAUAUGAGUCUGAGGAAGUAGUAAACCAGAAAGACAUCAAAUUUGCAAGAGAACAGGGAAAACCAGAUAUUUGGAAUUGAAGCAGCAGGCAACAGGUUACAUAGAAACGCUUUUUACUGAUGAGGGCCAGGACUCGCCUAAAUCUAGCUCACUGAUUUUACAUAUUUAGAAGCUAAGGCACACGGGGGGUAGGUUACUCACUGAAAGUCACAGCUGUGGCAGCAUGAAAACAAUGCUUCUUCAUAAAAAGUGGAAAGUAAAGAUGAGUUUACCUUCUAAUGUUAGGAAAUUGAACCAUUUCUUCUUUUGAGUAAGGGUUUGCUGCAAAUUAGAAAUAACACCCAAUUUUAUUUUUUAAAGCCAUGUACGAAUGAGGCUUUUUCCCCCCCUGGAUUGUAUUAGUUCAGAAGAACUAAAUGAGGGUAUUUGUGCUUGACCAAACUGAUAAUUAUAACACUCAGUAUUAGGAUUGGUGGAGUAACAAUGAGGAAAAGAGAUGUGUAUCUGUUACGUGGAAAUAUUGGCCAGUCUGGAAACACAACAGAGUAGUAACCUGUGAAACAAACAUAAAAUAUACUCUUAAAUGUUAUUCCUCAUAAUGCAGUAACAUAGCUCAGAUAGAUCUUAUACAAUUUAAGGUUUAUAUACAUACGUGUCACUUUGUCUCGUUGUGGGUUAGCUAUAAAAUAAGAAAGAAAAGAAUUAAAAGAAUAGAUACUGGUGAGGCUUUUGUUUUCUUUUAAAAAGCCAAGUCUCUUAAUUGUAACCAUUGACUGUUUCAACUUGUUUAUAUAACCUUUAUAUAUAAACUUUUUAUAUACCACUACUAUAAAUGGAAAAUCAUUUUACAUAAUGUAACUGGCAGAUAAAAUAAAUGCAAUUAAAAUAAAACAAUUAAAAAUAAGUAUUAGUAAUAAUCAGUGUGAG
Globicephala melas (long-finned pilot whale) is the source of this 2675-nucleotide messenger RNA. RefSeq names its product KRR1 small subunit processome component homolog (gene KRR1). Gene Ontology annotation, molecular function: RNA binding. The record is from RefSeq and is a predicted model, not a curated record. NCBI's taxonomy places the organism in Eukaryota, Metazoa, Chordata, Mammalia, Artiodactyla, Delphinidae. Gene Ontology annotation, cellular component: nucleolus; small-subunit processome.